Molecule: messenger RNA, 2700 nt
Organism: Talaromyces atroroseus
Lineage: Eukaryota; Fungi; Ascomycota; Eurotiomycetes; Eurotiales; Trichocomaceae
Exons: 7
Coding region: 1-2700 (899 amino acids)
Biological process (GO): arachidonate metabolic process
Cellular component (GO): membrane
Source: RefSeq, a predicted model, not a curated record
AUGCGCCGCAUUCGAAGCGGUCGCUGGUUGGACGUUGCCACCAUCGGCGCAAGUGGAUAUGCCGUUCUAGAGAGCGCUUGUCUCAAAUACCUAGUGGAAGGGUUGCCAAAUCCAAACAAGCAAUACCCUCAAUUAUGGGCCUUUCUGGGCUCUGCACAGAAGAAAGAACACCUGCGCGAUCUAUUCCCAGGCAGCGCUUUGACGCGAGCGGAUUCAGGUACCAUUCGACUACGAAGCGACGAAGCUACUGCAGCCAGUGACACACCAAUUCUCUUCGCCGAUGGUGAUCCAUGGAACGCUUCCGUUUUACCUGGCUCAACUCUCAGCAGGGGAGACCGGCGUUACGAUUUUGAAUACCAUGUAGGCGGUCCCACAGAUGUCAUUCACGGCUUGUAUUCGAGGGUACUAUUCUUAUUCGCCGAUGUCGUUUGUAUUUUUGCCGAGGAUGUCCCGAGGGGCACAGAUCUCACAGCGCUCACAAAGCAUUGUUCAGCUGAUGGCCUGCCACUUUGUGCUCGUCCCCACCUAAUUAUUGUUACAUGUGGAUCUUGCCCUACGUGGUGCGCUACAGGUGGUUCCGCACUGCGUUCCGAAGCGUUCUCCGCUGUCACUAUUUUGCCGAGCGAAAGCACUCAGGGCAAUCUCAAGGAACUGUUAGCGAACCGCUCGCGAGAGCUGCAGGGUUUUCUCCGAUCAGCGAUAGCGUGCUUGGCGACGACCCACAAUUAUACGUACAACUUUGUUCGUGCGUCUCGCACACAGGGCAUACCAGUAGACAUUGGAGAUAGCAUUAGUGAUUUUUAUCGAAGGUGUAUGGACGUAAAGCUUCCUGAUUUGGAUGCUGCUCGCUUCAUCGCCUCUGCUCUGAUGAUGGAUCACUACUCACCGGAGAUGCCGUUGAUGGAUCCAAGGCUAGUGUUCCAGACUUUAUAUCGCCCUACGAUACUUGCCACGGAUCCUUUCCCACCGCAUACUCUAGUCGACAUGAUUGAGUCUGAAAUGGCCGCUGAGCUUCCUCGUCUUGGUACUUCUACUUCGCUGGACCGACGGAAAAAAUUGAUGACGGCCCAAAAGGGUCUAUACUCGGCAUUAAAGUCCAACCGCAUAUGUCUCUAUUGUCUGGUCCAGGUGGCACAGCAUUUCCCGCCAUGUGAUCAUGCGCUGUGUGAUCUUUGCGCCCAGAGAUUUGGAAGCGUCUCGGUCAACACGGAAUACCAGUUUACGCUGGACCAAUGUUACUUCUGUUGCGAUAGCACUUCGAUGAUUAUCGACGUCCUGCCUCCCACCAUGGACCCCAGUAUACUGGCCAUUGACGGAGGGGGUGUUCGGGGGAUGAUGCCUAUUCAAUGGCUGAUUCUCAUCCAGGAAUAUCUGGAUGAAUGUCCCCUUCAAGACGUGUUCGAUUUGGACGUGAGCACUAGCUCCGGUGGUUUAACGGAUUUCGGCCUCCGAGUUUUGAAAUUGCCCAUUCAAAAGUGUGCAGUGAUCUUCAAUCGCCUCGCCCGAUGUUUGUUUGAAAAGCGCCGGCGUCCCGCUUUUCCAUGGUUACCUUCAUUUAUUCUGGGCCGCCCUCGCCAAUGGUACUCCUGGUGGCGACAUGAUAGCUGCUAUGACGGUUUAGUCUUCGAUGAUAUCCUACAACAACUAUAUGGCAAGCAAACUCUACUUCAUAGCCACUGCUGUGAUUCAUCCGGAUCCAUUAAGUCUGGACCAAAGUUUGGAGUAGUGGCAACAAGCAUCGGAACAAAAACGGAGACGGUGAUGCUGGGAAAUUUCAAUGCUGCUACUGGCACAUCUGAGGACUGCGGCUAUCGACUCAUUCGACCUAAGAAUAUUAACCAUGAGCUUGAAGUAUGGAAAGCGGGUCGCGCAACUGCCGCGGUGCCUGGCAUGUUUUCUCCAGUCGACACCCCAGCGGGUACUUUCCAAGAUGGAGGUUUGACGGACAAUUUUGCUGGAGGGAUCGCUCGUCGCGCAAGUCGAACCAUCUGGCCAAACUGUCGCGAGCCGGCAAGGUUGCUUUCUUUAGGUACAGGUAGUCGUCCACUGUCGGCCAAUGACGGCUUCCCUCACUUCCGAAAUUCGAUUGUCGACGGAUUUUUCCGUCGCGCUCUCAACGCCUGGAUGUCGUCUUUGGAUGGGGAAACCAAAUGGCGCGAGAUGAAGAGCCAACUGGACGAGUCAAUCGCCGGAAAUUUUCGCCGUCUAAAUGUGCCUUUGGAAGAAACGUCGUCCGCAUUGGAUGAUCCUGCGAUGAUGGACCAUUAUCGGGACCUGGUCAUACGCCACCCUGGAAGCGCACGUAUGGCAAAGGAAGCUACUGUGGAUUUGAUUACGGCGCGUUUCUUUUUCGAACUCGACUCGGUCCCCCAACUCCACUAUGUUCCGUUCUGGUGUCAUGGAGCGAUUCGGUGCAAGGGACAAGUCGGUCCACUUCUGGCGGCGCUGCAGCAGCUAGUCCCGGAUCCACUUGAGUUCGGAAAUGGAUUCACUGUUGAAAGACUCAACGUAGAGGAUCUCGAGCGGACUUACGGCCGGACUACUGCCGCAUCUCGCGGAAAUCACAUCAGCUCCGAACUCGACGUGGAAGACUCCGCGGAUGAUCUGAAUACGAAAUAUUCAACAGAUGGAACUGAUCUGGAGGAUCUCACGGAAGAGAACAACAUCUGGGAUAUUGUCGUCCCUGAACCACCUACCUAA